Molecule: messenger RNA, 2894 nt
Organism: Zalophus californianus (California sea lion)
Lineage: Eukaryota; Metazoa; Chordata; Mammalia; Carnivora; Otariidae
Gene: MYEF2
Product: myelin expression factor 2
Exons: 17
Coding region: 116-1909 (597 amino acids)
Biological process (GO): regulation of mRNA stability involved in response to oxidative stress
Cellular component (GO): nucleus; post-mRNA release spliceosomal complex; cytoplasm
Molecular function (GO): mRNA binding
Source: RefSeq, a predicted model, not a curated record
CUGAGCGCUCGGGGCCUUUUCAAAUCGGGAUCCGUUACCGCUUUCCCGGCCGCCGCCAUUGUAGCGCUCGGAGCCCCUUAGCGCAGGCGGCGGAGGCGGAGGCAGCGGUAGCGGGAUGGCGGACGCCGACAAGCCCGAGGUGCUCGGGGCCGCUGGCGACGACAGUCCGCAUCAGCAGCCCGUGGAGCAGCCGGGCGAGCCGCGGCGAGAACCGCACCCGCCGGAGCCGGAGAAGCAGCCGCCGCAGCACAGCAGCAGCUCCAAUGGCGUUAAAAUGGAGAAUGAUGAAUCAGUCAAAGAAGAUAAAUCUGAAUUAAAAGAAAAAUCUUCAGGAAAUAAGAAGGCCAAUAGAUUUCAUCCUUACUCAAAAGACAAGAAUUCAGGCACUGGAGAAAAGAAGGGUCCAAAUCGAAACAGAGUUUUCAUUAGCAACAUCCCAUAUGACAUGAAAUGGCAAGCUAUUAAAGAUCUAAUGAGAGAAAAAGUUGGUGAGGUUACAUACGUGGAGCUCUUUAAGGAUGCGGAAGGAAAAUCAAGGGGUUGUGGUGUGGUUGAAUUCAAAGAUGAAGAGUUUGUAAAGAAAGCACUAGAAACUAUGAACAAAUAUGAUCUUAGUGGAAGACCCCUGAAUAUUAAAGAGGAUCCUGAUGGAGAAAAUGCUCGUAGGGCAUUGCAACGAACAGGAGGAUCAUUUCCAGGAGGACAUGUACCCGAUAUGGGAUCGGGGUUGAUGAAUUUACCACCUUCCAUUCUCAAUAAUCCAAACAUUCCUCCUGAGGUUAUCAGUAAUUUGCAGGCUGGUAGACUUGGUUCCACAAUUUUUGUUGCUAAUCUUGACUUCAAAGUUGGUUGGAAGAAGCUAAAGGAGGUGUUCAGCAUAGCUGGAACUGUAAAGCGGGCAGAUAUUAAAGAAGACAAAGAUGGCAAGAGCAGAGGAAUGGGCACAGUCACUUUUGAACAAGCAAUUGAAGCAGUUCAAGCAAUUUCUAUGUUCAAUGGGCAGUUUUUGUUUGAUAGACCUAUGCAUGUGAAAAUGGAUGACAAGUCUGUCCCUCAUGAAGACUACCGUUCACAUGAUAGUAAAACACCACAGUUACCACGCGGUCUUGGAGGCAUUGGAAUGGGACUUGGUCCAGGCGGACAGCCUAUUAGUGCCAGCCAGUUGAACAUAGGUGGUGUAAUGGGAAAUUUAGGUCCAAGUGGUAUGGGAAUGGAUGGUCCAGGUUUUGGAGGAAUGAAUAGAAUUGGAGGAGGAAUUGGGUUUGGUGGUCUGGAAGCAAUGAAUAGCAUGGGAGGAUUUGGAGGAGUUGGCCGAAUGGGAGAGCUGUACCGUGGUGCAAUGACUAGUAGCAUGGAGAGAGAUUUUGGACGUGGUGAUAUUGGAAUAAAUCGAAGCUUUGGAGAUUCCUUUGGUAGACUUGGCAGUGCAAUGAUUGCAGGAAGAAUAGGAGCUUCUAACAUGGGUCCAGUAGGAUCUGGAAUAAGUGGUGGCAUGGGUGGCAUGAACAAUGUGACUGGAGGAAUGGGGAUGGGAUUGGACCGGAUGAGCUCCAGCUUUGAUAGAAUGGGACCAGGUAUAGGAGCUAUCCUGGAAAGGAGCAUCGAUAUGGAUCGAGGAUUUCUAUCUGGUCCCAUGGGAAGCGGAAUAAGAGACAGAAUAGGCUCCAAAGGCAACCAGAUAUUUGUCAGAAAUCUGCCUUUUGACUUGACUUGGCAGAAACUAAAAGAGAAAUUCAGUCAGUGUGGUCAUGUAAUGUUUGCCGAAAUAAAAAUGGAGAAUGGAAAGUCAAAAGGCUGUGGAACGGUCAGAUUUGACUCCCCAGAAUCAGCUGAAAAAGCCUGCAGAAUAAUGAAUGGCAUAAAAAUCAGUGGCAGAGAAAUCGAUGUUCGCUUGGAUCGUAAUGCAUAAUUUCAAACCACGGUUGGAACAUUCUUACAUCUGUUUUGCUGAAUCUCCUAGUAAAAAGUCAUUUUUUUAGUAAUACUGUAUGCUUACAAAAGCUGUAAAAAUGAACUUUUAAAACUCCCACCAGCUUUUAACAGUAUAGUGUUAAAUAUACUGUGAUUUUUGUUAAUCUCAAGUUUGGGUUUUUAAAGACAGCAAGUCGGUCAUUCAGUUUAAAUGAAUGGUUAUACUGUUUUUAAUGAAAUAAGCCAUUUUCUUGUUACUUUCAGUACUACAUAGUGGGAUUUGUUUGUUCAAGUUUCCUCAGCUUUUAUUAGCUUACUGUAAGGUAAAACAUAGAUGAUUUUUUCAAAACUUACAUUUUAUAUAUGUAAUUGUCCUUGAAAAGAAAGGGCUCAGAUAAAUUAGGAUGUGAUUUUGGCUGGUUUUGAAUUACUUUUCUUUGGUGAUAAAGAAUUAUUGUAAGUAAGUUUUAGAUUCUAAAGUUCAGGGUAUUUUUUAUUUCACUUAAAUGAAGAAAUGGAGUUUUCCUUCUCUUCCCUUCCCAUCAUUCACAUUUUCCACAUAACACUAUUAAUAUUAACCUCCACAGCCCCUUAUUUUAUUAUUUCCAAUGAUUCCAAGUUCAUAUAGAACUGAUAAUGUGGCGAUCCCCAAGUAUAAUAACAGGCAGACUACUCCCAGCUUUCUGUCUAGUUUCCAGCCAUUGAAGUGAACUGCUGAAAAAAGAAAAAUAAUCGAAAUGUUGAGAGCGAUGGUUAUGUAAGUUAGUCCUCUGCUGUUCACUUCUAUAGGAGCUGAUGCAUUUAUAAAUGCAGUUUUAAUAAACCAUGGAACACCUAGGCACAGCAUAUCAAACACAUUGGAUCCCACGAUGUUAGACAUAGCCAUAUCUCCUUUGCCUGCAAGAAAAGCAUGUUGUUAAAAUUUGCACACCAAUACUGUAUUUUAUUAAUAAGCUUCAUAAAAAAAAAACACUGGAAAUUUU